AUGGAGCACACCGCACAGACUGCGUCCUUCGACCCGUUCUUCGACCUCCCCGCUCAGUCGCGCGGCACUUCCUCCUCUAUAUGGGCUCCUCAGCCGCAGCCUUCUGAGACCGCCUGGUCAAAAGCCAUUGACUCGUUCACUCGGGUCAACCCAAAUGGCAUCUCAACGCGCCCGGAUGCCCGCCGCGCUAGCUCGUUCCCUUCUGUUCAUGGUAACGAGGAUGUCUUUGGUCCGGUUGGUCUCAACGGCCAUCUUCGCAAGAACGUCGGAGCCAUAGGUGAUGGCCGCAAGAAGGGUUCUCCAACCUUCGACGAGAUCCACGUCGAACAGCUUUUGCGAACGCUGAACCUCCACUCACCUGCUCCAUACCCACCUGCAAGUCUCCCUGAAGACCCUCUCUCCUUGCAGACGUCGCCAGAUCUGUCGCCCGUCUCCAACUCGUCCGCCCUUUUGACGCCGACCGACUUCAGUCCCGCCAAAACGUUUGAUUCCAAAAUGACCGACAAUUACGGCCUCGGCAUAAUACCGGGGCCUCAGAGCGACCGUUAUUAUGAGACGGACUUCUCGCAUAGAUACAACGAGUUCAUAGGAGGACCGCAGAACGUCGCUUCGUCCGCUUCCUACCGCCAUUCUCACGGCAACCCGUCUCUUCAGAGAGAAGCGAGCGUGUUCCCGUUUUUCGAACCGAUCUCCGAAGUGUCUUCUCCCCUGCAGACAACUCAGCCGUUUUAUCAGUCCAUUCCGCAGCCUGUGCAAUGUCGCAUCGAGAACCUGCCUCUGCCUCAGCAGACCUGGCCGCAUCAGCGCCUUCGCACCUCCUCAGAGUGGGUUCAGCCGGAGCAGAGACAUGUUGAUUUCCAUUCAAACGCGACAAGCGACCCUGUAGCACGUUUGACUCAUUCUAGCGGACAGUCACAGUCGCACGAGCCCAUCAAUUUCCUCUCCCUCCUCCAUCCUUCUUCCGCGCCGCCGUACCCUCUUUUCGUUCAACGUAUCACCAAGUCGUCCGAUCAACAAGCGUCCAUAUUCCUGCAGCAGAAGCUCAAGGUAGCCGACAGCACUGAACGUGCGAAGAUCGUGGACGCUAUAUGCACCAGAGGAUUCGAGAUGAUGGCUCAUCGCUUUGGCAACUGGGCCGUGCAGAGGUGUCUCGAGGCGUCCGCAAGUCCGGAAGAGCGACGCAAAAUCGUGAAUUGUAUGAGAGGUCGAGUUGUGGACCUCGCUACCAACUGUUACGGUUGUCAUGUUCUCCAGAAAGCUCUCGAUUGCGAAGAAGACAUUCGUCUCUUGAUUGUUUCGGAGUUGCUCCUGGACGACCCCGCCCAGACACUUGUCAAUAAGCAUGCAUCGCAUGUGUGGAGUAAGAUCAUGGAAUUGACAUGGACGCCUCCUGCGCCUCCCAUCUUCGCAUACGUCAACAAGUCGCUGAAAGGGAAAUGGGCAGCUUUAGCCUGCCACGAAACAGGGUCUCUGGUCCAUGCAUUCGAAAACCUUGAAGAAUCAGCUAAAGACGGGAUCGUUGAAGAACUGCUCAACCAAGGAUUUGCUGUGUUCUCUGAAGUUGCCAAGAGCCAGUGGGGCUCCUACUGUAUCCAACACAUUCUGGAACACGGAUCGAAAAGGCAUCAGAACAUGACUCUUGAACAUCUCCUUAGCGGGAUGCUCGAAUUUGCUACUAACGAGCAAGGUGUUAAAUCUGUCACGAAGGCAUUGAAGGAGGGAGGCAAGGAGACACUGGACAAGAUCAUAGCCCGCAUGUGCGAGCCCUCCAAGAGCGGUCGCAGAGCUAUGAUCGUCGACUUGGCUCUUUCCGUAACCGGUAGUCAGUUGAUUGCGAGCGUGUUGCCGAACGCGGAUAAAGACCAGCGCGCGCUCUUGUACGACUCUAUUCGCGGGCACAUUGUGACCCUCCGCGGCUGCAAAACGGGCUCGAAGGUUAUCUGGCUUUUCGACCGGAUGCGCGCAUACUACGGAUACUAA
This is a messenger RNA of Postia placenta MAD-698-R-SB12, 1980 nucleotides long. RefSeq lists its product as hypothetical. Gene Ontology annotation, molecular function: mRNA 3'-UTR binding. Lineage: Eukaryota; Fungi; Basidiomycota; Agaricomycetes; Polyporales; Adustoporiaceae. The record is from RefSeq and is a predicted model, not a curated record. Gene Ontology annotation, cellular component: cytoplasm. Gene Ontology annotation, biological process: post-transcriptional regulation of gene expression. The coding region runs from base 1 to 1980 and encodes 659 amino acids. The transcript has 13 exons.